AAGAUAAAGUUUAAAAGAUAUAUAUGUUGCUUAAAACUGAUAAACUUCACGAGAUGUAUCGAAGCAAUCAUUUUUUCUGUGUAAUCGGUAGAAAUCGUUAGUAUAAUGCGGCGUAUAACUAAGAAAUUGUUAACAUUUUCUAUCGGCAUAUUGUUUGUUGUCAUUUAUUGCGAAUUUCUUAUUUAUUAUGUUGUUACAGCACAGUGUUCUUGGCCAAAAUUAUUUACAUCAGGAAGUCCUGAUGAAUUAAAGGCUUUAGUCAUAGCGGACACGCACUUAUUGGGCCCAUACAGGGGCCAUUGGCUUGAUAAAUGGAGACGAGAAUGGCAGAUGCAUCAAGCUUUUCAGUCUAUAAUGACUAUACAUCAACCAGAUGCAGUAUUUAUAUUAGGCGAUCUUUUUGAUGAAGGUGAAUGGACCAAUGAGAAACAAUUUCAAGACUAUGUGAAAAGGUUCCACAAAUUAUUCCCAGUUGAUGAUGGUGUAACCAUGCAGGUUAUAGUAGGAAACCAUGAUAUAGGAUUUCAUCAUAACAUUCGGCUUGGUUCUGCAGAACGAUUUUUCAAGGCACUCAAUACGUCUUCAGUAAAACUUGUUACAAUAAAGGGCAGUCAUUUCAUCAUCGUAAAUUCAAUGGCAAUGGAAGGCGACUCAUGUCAUUUAUGCAGGGAAGCUAGGUUUUCUUUAGACAAAAUAGCAAAGUCACUGGGAUGCUCAAAAAGUCCAAGUGAGUGCACUGAAAUUCCAAAUUUCACCUAUAGUCAACCAAUACUUAUGCAACACUUCCCUUUAUUUAGAACAUCAGACGCACAAUGUAAAGAACCAGAUGCUCCACCUUUGCCGUUAAGACAUAAAAGAUUCAGGAAUAAAAUAGAUGCCUUAUCACGGGAGGCAACAGAGUACCUUACAAGAAAGUUCAAGCCGCGAGCGGUGUUCGGCGGGCACACCCACCAUGGGUGUUUAGUGCAUCAUAAGGACGAUAGAAAAGACAUCGAUUUUUAUGAAUAUUCUGUCCCAUCUUUUUCAUGGAGGAACAGACCCGACCCUAAAUAUAUGCUGGUCACUAUAUCCCCGCAUUCCUACGCAGUAAACAAAUGUGGUUUACCAAAAGAAACAACCAUUGCGGUGACUGCGGUGAUUCUCGUCUUUGCAGUGUCUUAUUACACAUUCAAGAUGAGAUUGAUUGGACGGAGUUAAAAAGGCGACUGAAUAAGGUGGGACCACUAUAGUUAUUUAUUAUUAUAAUACUUGUAAUUAAUUUAGGUAUGAAAUGAAAUUAAUUUGUACGUCAUUCAAAUCUCAUUUUAUGGUUAUAUUUUAUAUUUGACAAUAAAUAUUUUGACAAGAUCGA
Molecule: messenger RNA, 1351 nt
Organism: Cydia amplana
Lineage: Eukaryota; Metazoa; Arthropoda; Insecta; Lepidoptera; Tortricidae
Gene: PGAP5
Product: metallophosphoesterase 1 homolog
Exons: 7
Coding region: 106-1197 (363 amino acids)
Biological process (GO): GPI anchor biosynthetic process
Molecular function (GO): hydrolase activity
Source: RefSeq, a predicted model, not a curated record